This is a messenger RNA of Scleropages formosus (Asian bonytongue), 1681 nucleotides long. RefSeq names its product solute carrier family 2, facilitated glucose transporter member 9-like. The transcript has 12 exons. Gene Ontology annotation, biological process: dehydroascorbic acid transport. Gene Ontology annotation, cellular component: plasma membrane. Gene Ontology annotation, molecular function: D-glucose transmembrane transporter activity. The record is from RefSeq and is a predicted model, not a curated record. Bases 101 to 1660 code for a protein of 519 amino acids. Lineage: Eukaryota; Metazoa; Chordata; Actinopteri; Osteoglossiformes; Osteoglossidae.
GAUGCCGGCGGCAGCGCCGAGGACGCUGAGGGGAGACGCGCUGCGCGAGGAGGAGCUGCACCAGGACGUGUGUGGGGUCGAUGCCCGCUGACGGGUCCACAUGGCUGAAGAAGUGAUCGCGACGUCCGGCGCGGGCAAAAUCGCACCGCACCUCACCACCUCCUUGCUGGCGGUCACCUUGCUCACCUCAUUCGGCAGCUCGAUGCUCUAUGGCUACAACCUGGCCGUGGUCAACUCACCCGCGGGGUACAUCAAGGACUUCUACAACCGCACCAUCGUGAGCCGAAACGGCACCGGUGUCAGCGAGAAGACGCUGACCGUCAUGUACUCGCUCACCGUGUCGGUGUUUGCCAUCGGCGGCCUGGUGGGCUCCCUGCUGGUGGGAAUUCUGGUCACCAAGUUUGGCAGGAAGGGCACGGUGGUGAACUCAAGCGUGCUGGUUUUCAUCGCCGGCUCCCUCAUGGGGCUCAGCAGGAUUUGCGGCUCCCCAGAAAUGGUCAUCCUGGGCCGCUUCAUCACCGGGAUACACUCAGGCGUGUCGCUCAGCGUGGUGCCCAUGUACCUGGGGGAGAUCGCACCCAAGAACCUUCGCGGCUUCCUGGGCCUCAUCCCGAGCAUUUUCAUCUGCGUCGGCGUGUUCGCGGCGCAGAUCCUGGGCCUGCGCGAGCUGCUCGGCAAGGACGAGCACUGGCCGCUCUUCCUGUCCCUGGUGGUGGUGCCCACCUUCGUCCAGCUCGUGCUGCUGCCCUGGUUUCCGGAGAGCCCUCGCUACCUGCUCAUGGAGAAGCGCAACAUUCACGCCACCAUCGCAGCCCUGAAGCGCUACCGUGCCAAGCCCAACAUCCAAGUGGAGGUCGAAGAGAUGCAGCAGGAGCAGCGCUCGCUCUCCUCCGUGGAGACCGUGUCCGUGUGGCAGCUGCUGCUGGACGACUCCGUGCGCUGGCAGCUGCUCUCCGUGGUCGUCAUCAACAUCGGCAUGCAGCUCUCCGGCAUCGACGCGAUCUGGUUCUACACCAAUGACAUCUUUGAGAACGCGGACAUCCCGGCGGCCCAGAUCCAGUACACCACGGUGGGGACGGGGGCCAUCGAGGUCGUCGCCGGGCUCAUCGGGUGCUUCACCAUCGAGCGCCUCGGCAGGAGGCCCCUCAUGAUCGGGGGCUUCGGCUUCAUGGGACUCUGCUGCGCCGGCAUCACGCUGUCCCUGGUCCUGCAGGCUCGAGUGGCCUUCAUGCGGUACGUCAGCGUCGCCUGCGUGGUGGGCAUCAUCGCGGGCUUCUGCAUCGGCCCCGCUGGAGUGCCGUUCCUCAUGACGGCGGAGCUCUUCAAGCAGUCGCACCGACCGGCUGCCUACAUCGUCGGAGGUUCACUCAACUGGAUCUCCAACUUCACCGUGGGCUUCGUCUUCCCGUUCCUGCAGAUGUCCGCGGGCUCCUUCUGUUACUUGGUGUUCUGCGGCGUGUGCCUCGCAGUGGCGACGUACGUGUUCUUCAUCAUCCCCGAGACCAAGAACAAGACGUUCAUGGAGAUCAGCCAGAUGUUCGCCACCAAGGAGGUCAUGUUGUUCCGGCGGGCCAACCAGCUCAAGCUGAGGAAGAUGAACGGCUACGGUGCCCUGGAGAGCAGCUCCAUGGAGUUCGACAGCUCGGCAUCGUGCCCCUGAGCGCGGCGCCGGGUGCGAGAC